Rhagoletis zephyria (snowberry fruit fly) is the source of this 483-nucleotide messenger RNA. RefSeq lists its product as uncharacterized. Lineage: Eukaryota; Metazoa; Arthropoda; Insecta; Diptera; Tephritidae. The record is from RefSeq and is a predicted model, not a curated record.
AUGUCUGACCCUACAGCUAACCCGGCACAAAUGCGGGUGGACACGCUCGACCCAGGGAAGGUUAAGCUCCCAGAUUUCGUCGAGGAGCAUACGGACCUAUGGUUCUGGCAAGUCGAGGCGGCCUUCGAAGCGGCAGACAUCGUAUCCGAUAAAAAACGGUAUUACACCAUAAUCGGACAACUGCCCACGCGCGUUAUGUACAAGCUAGCCGACUUCCGCACAAAUCCACCGGCACGAAACGAAAUGUACGACAAUCUUAAGGCCCGAAUUAUCAAUGAAUUCGCCGACAGCACACACACAAAAUUGACAAAGCUGCUCAGCGACCUAUCACUCGGCGACCGCAAGCCGUCGCAGUUGUUAGCCGAAAUGCGGACCAGGGCGGCAGCUACCCCAGUAACAGACGAGCUCCUAAAGCAGUUAUGGCUCCGAAAUCUCCCAGAACAGAUACGCGCAAUACUAUCCGCAGACGAGCACAUAACUUUG